GUAUUUGUGACUGACCUUGACAGUGGGCUGAAUGGAGAAACUGAAUACUCAAUUUUAUCUGGUAAUGAAAAUGCAGCAUUUCUAAUUGAUUCGGCACGAGGGAUUUUAGCAACUAAUAGAGUCCUAGAUCGUGAAGACACUUCAUCUUACAGGUUGGUUGUACAAGCUGCUGAUAAAGGAAACCCCAGACUUUCUGCUACAAGUAUUGUGAUUAUACAAGUAUUAGAUGUUAAUGACAACGCUCCCGUUGUCCAAUCACUAGGUGAAGUGGAGGUCCCAGAAAAUGUUCUGCCUGGUUUUAUAGUGACUCGGGUGUCAGCAAGUGAUGCAGACUCCAGGCCAGCACUUCAGUUUGGUUUUAUUUAUGACAAUAGUCCUGGAAUUAAAUUUGCCAUCGAUCAACACACUGGUGUAGUCACAGUGGUGGAACCAUUAGAUUUUGAAGAAACUGCUGUGUAUAAGCUGAGAAUCAUAGUUUCAGAUUCUGUACAUCAAACAGAAGCAGACCUCACCAUCCUUGUUUCGGACAUCAAUGAUAACCCACCAGUGUUUACUCAGGAUUCGUAUCAGGUGAGCUUGCCAGAGCUCAUUUCUAUGGAUGCCACUGUUCUGACAGUCUCUGCUGUGGAUAGGGAUUCAGAGCAUAAUGGAAUGAUUUCAUACAGAAUCCUCUCUCCCUCUGAGGGAUUUGCCAUUGAUCAGAAGAAUGGUUCAGUGUUCAUUGCAGGACCAGUGACACAGCUGGAAAAGAUUCCAGUCAUCCAGCUCCUGAUAGAAGCAACAGAUGGUGGCAGUCCCGCUCUGAGCACAGUUACCUCUGUAGAGGUGCAAAUAGAAGACGUAAAUAACUACGCUCCUCAGUUUCCCAGGGUGCUGUACAAUCUCAGUGUGAGUGAGGAUGCCUCAGCUGGAGAGACUGUCCUCACGUUUUCAACCAUCGACUAUGACUGGACGCGUGAAAACACGUAUGUUGAAUACUCUAUUAUUGAUGGCAAUGCUGAGAAUUUAUUCUCUGUGGAAACAAGUAUUAUGGAGUCAGAAACAUCCUACAAGCUUGUUGGCAGUCUUGUUGUGAGCAAUGUUCUCGACAGGGAAACAGCUGCUUCUCACCGUUUGGUCCUCCUUGCCUCUGAUCGUGGAACACCUUCCUUGAAUUCCACUGCUACUGUGCUCAUAACCAUACGGGAUGUUAAUGAUAAUCCUCCAGUAUUUAGCAGCCCGGACUACCAUAUUCAUGUCAAAGAAAGCACCCCCAUAGGAAGUCACAUCACUGAAGUUGUAGCGAAUGACUGCGAUGCAGGCAGUAACGCAGAGAUCACUUACACUAUCAUCUGUGGAAAUGACGGGGGACAUUUUCGCCUGGAUGGGGAAACAGGAUCAGUGGAUUUGAUGAAAACUCUGGAUUAUGAGGAUACCAUGAAAUUCACUUUGAUCAUCCAAGCCACAGAUGGAGGAGUGGAUGUAAAAAAUGUGGCUUUUUCUGUUGUUCAUGUUAGUGUCCUAGAUGACAAUGAUUAUGCCCCGCUGUUUUUGUUUCCCAGCCUGAGCUGCACUGUCAGUGAAAAUCUGCCUACGUUUUCUUUUGUGUGUGCUGUUAAUGCACUGGAUUUUGAUAAAGGCUCCUAUGGCCAUCUUACUUACUCCAUCCAGUCUUCGUGUUUGGCUCAUCGUGAAGCUCCUAGAGACCAUGACAUGUUUUUCAUUGAUCCUUUGACAGGAGAUAUUCAUACAAAGCAAAUGUUUGACUAUGAAAGUCAGAGUAGGUAUUGUCUCAUAAUCCAAGCAAAAGACAAAGGUGACUCACUGGCCACUGUUACAGUUCAGGUGGAUAUUGAGGGGAAGGAUGAAUUUGACCCAGUAUUUACACAAGAUCGGUAUUUCUUUAAUCUCCCUGAGAAGAAUGAAGCAGGCCAGUUACUUGGCAGAGUUACAGCAUCAGACAGCGAUGGUGGACUGGAUGGAGUUGUUCAUUACUCCCUGCUAAAAACUUCUCCAUUCUUUUCUGUGAAUCCGACCACUGGUAGUAUUCAUUUGACUCAGACUGUUCACAGAAAAAAAAAUGGCAGCAAAAGGAAUGAUGACACCCUGGAACUGCUGGUAAGAGCUCAUAGCCCCAAAAUUGAGUCAAAGUUCAGAGUAUGCACCGUUCUGGUGAAUGUUUCCAAUUCUCCUGAGAGUUCUCCUAUGCUCCAGGCGUACAGCCUGACCAUUAACGUUUCAGUCUCCUUUAUAGUGUUCCUACUGCUUGCAGUUAUCCUUAUUGUACUUAUUCUGAGGCGUAAGCGGAAAGAUCUGAUGAACUCUGGCGUGAAAAAAGAAGCAGUAUCCUCCUUAGCUGCUGAUGUGAAUUCAGCCGGCGAAGAUAAGGACUGCCAGAAAAUCCAGAGUACUGAGAGCAGCAUGCUUCCCAUGGGGGCUAUAGCAGAAUGGCUGAGCUUGGCAGGAGUCGCAGAGGGGAAGGAUGAUGGUGUCCCCUGCAGGCAUUCAGACUCCAGUGGCCACAGUUCUGCUGAAGGAGAAACUGCAGAGGACGAGGAAAUCAAAAGGAUCAAUGAGCAUCCUUGCAGAAUGAGUGCCAGCUCAGUGCUGAAUGAGUGUGGCUCACGGGUGCCAGAUUCAGGGAUCCCAAGAGAGUCUGAUCAGCUCUCCUGUCAGUCUGGAGAAAUGGAUGUCAUGGCCACCAUGCAAAACAUUAAAGGAGAAGGCAGAGAAGAAGCCUGUGAGACAGCCUGUGCGCGUAACAAAAUGUUGUCUCAAACACUUAAGAAAAUCAGAAUAAAAGAAACAGACAUAAUGACAGACCUCACAAGAGAAUAUGAUUUGAUGUCAGAUGGGCAGGACUCUGGGUAUGACUCGCUUGCAACUCUUGGCACCUCUGGUGAGGAUCUCAGAGGUGGUUAUAACUGGGACUGUGUGCUCAGCUGGGAACCCGGAUUUCAGCCCCUUGCCUCAGUGUUUAAUGAUAUUGCAAAACUGAAAGAUGAAAAUGUACAUGUUUGCAGCUUCCCUAGGGAGAAGAGAUCUCUUGUUUUCCCUCCUCCCUUGAUAACAUCAGUAGCUCAACCUGGCAUAAGGACAGUGCCACCACGAAUGCCAAAUAUAAUAUCAGGGCAAGCAUUUAAAAAAUACCCUCAUUCUCCCCUUAUCCAUGAUCCUGGAUACCUGCCACCAACCAUGACCCCCAGUUUUUCUCCUUCUCUCUCUUUACUUACCACGCAGACGCCUACUGCUUCUCCAGUAAUGACUGAUGGGAGAACAAUAGGAAGGUGUCUUAUUGAUCCAAGCCAUGAACUCGCAACAGAUGAUGAAAUUCAGGUCUAG
Messenger RNA from Pterocles gutturalis (yellow-throated sandgrouse), 3321 nucleotides. Its product is annotated as protocadherin-23-like. The annotation marks the transcript as partial. Gene Ontology annotation, molecular function: calcium ion binding. NCBI's taxonomy places the organism in Eukaryota, Metazoa, Chordata, Aves, Pterocliformes, Pteroclidae. Gene Ontology annotation, cellular component: cell-cell junction; plasma membrane. Gene Ontology annotation, biological process: homophilic cell-cell adhesion. The record is from RefSeq and is a predicted model, not a curated record. The transcript has 5 exons.